ACCGACGACUGCACCGGUUGGCGGGAGAGCAAACCAAACGCCAGCGUUGUACUCAUCGCGGCACUGUCCCCCUGUGCACCGUGUUAGCACAGCGACGUUCAAAGACACCCGUCGACGGGCGGUGUUCUCAACGUCCCUGCUGUUCGACAUGGGUUCGCAGCGAUGCGGGCGAUGAGGAUUUGAAGCUUCACUGGCAUCUGAUCGUCACAGAGGCGAACUAACGCGGAGCUGAUGGAAGCGGAGCCUUAAACAAAAAGUGACUGGGAGAAGUUGUUGGUCCGCGAGAUGUGUGCUCCAAACCAAGGUUGCAUGGAUUGUAAGCCAAGUAAAAAUGCCAACAAGAAACUCAUACAAGCUCGACUCCCAUUCAAGCGCCUGAACCCUGAACCUAAAGAGAACCACCUGCCUAAACGCCCCUGUCCACACGUCUACCCUGAAUCUUCAGACAGGGAAAUUGAGAACGAGUCGUCUCCCCUUCCUGAGCAAAGCAGACCACCCUUGGUUAAUGGCCGUGGGCCCCUUGAUGGCUUCCUGAGCCGAAGGCACCCUGCAGCCUCAGACGAGACCAUGGUCAUAGAUCUGACUGAGGAAAACACUUCGAAGUGCCUUGUUUCACCUGCUGCUCCCUCUCCCUGCCUCCCAACAAAAGACGAGCAUCAGGGCAAAGACAAAACCGCCUCUUCUGAGAAACCCAGCAACCUUGAUAACGCUCACAAACACACUUUAGACUCUACAGCAGUCAGCGAUGACGAAGUAGAGGAGGCGGACGAUGAAGAUGAAGAAGAAGAAGAAGAAGAGGAAGAUGAAGAGGAAGAUGAAGAUGAAGAUGGGAAUCAAACAGCAUCUAUCUCGCAGCUUGACACAACACAGGAUUCUGACAGUGAGCCAGAGGAGCAGGAUGAGUCAGGAAAUGUUUCCAGUUUGGGAAAUAAGUCUAUGCUGUCAGCUUCAUCAGCCAGCUCCAUGUCUGAAAGCUCACCAGAGAAGUCAAAGACUGAUGACCUCACACCCACUACUACACCUACAGAGCCAAAGACAACCCCCAAGAUACCAUCAGAUCAGAAAAAGAUCAAAAGACGCUCAUUGAAGAGUUUACAAGAACAAGAGGACAGGCUUCGUUUGCGUCAGGAGAAGGAACGCCAGCGGGAAGAAGCUAAAGCUGCAAAAGAGAAAAAAAAAGAGGAGGCUCGCAAACAAAAAGAGGAACGAGAAAGAGAAAAACGGGAGAAAAAGGAAAAAGAUGAGCAAGAGAAAAGAGAGAAAAAAGAGAAGGAAGAAAAGGAAAAAGCAGAGCGGUUAAAAGCAAAAGAGGAGCUGCGGAAAUCCAAGCAAGAGGCCAAGGUUGAAGAAAAACGGAAGAAAGAAGAGGAGAAGCGAAUGAAGGAAGAAGAGAAACGGGUGAAAGAAGAGAAAGAUCGUCUCAAAGCUGAGAAAGCAGAAAUUACACGGUUUCUACAGAAAUCCAAGAUUCAACAAGCUCCAAAGAAGUUGGCCGCUGCUUGUGGGAAGUUUGCUCCUUUUGAAAUAAAGGAAAACAUGUCUCUGGCACCGCUGUGUCGGGUUCAGUGUGAGGACUCUGUUUUGGAGGAACUUGACCGGUGUUUGUUGAACCCCAGUAAUAACCGAAAUGGACUGAAAGACUGGAUUGGGCAAAAGCCUCGCCAGUCAGGACCCACCAAACCCAGGCAGAGGGCUUCUCUCAGCGAGUGUGUAACAGUUGAGGGGCCUAAGGCAGAUGGCGUACCGGACCGUACACGUUACGGACCCAUGAAGCUUUUGCAGUUUCACAAGAACUACCGUCCGGCGUACUGGGGCACCUGGAGUAAGAAGAGUUCAUACGUCUCCCCUCGUUGCCCCUUACGAAGGGACAAGGAUUUGUUGGACUAUGAGGUGGACAGCGAUGAAGAAUGGGAGGAAGAGGAACCGGGAGAGUCCCUGUCACACAGUGAAGGGGAAGAUGAGGAGGAAGGAGGUGAAGAUGACGACGACGAUGAUGGCUUCUUUGUUCCUCAUGGCUACCUUUCAAAUGAUGAGGGGGCACUGGAAGAGGAGGAGGGCGGCGACCUGGAGAAGCAGAAACUGCGUCAGACACUGAAAGCGAGGGAGUGGGAUGAGCUAAUGUCCACCAAGAAGAAGAUGAAGGUGCUGGAGCCGGUGGUGAGAGGCUGCAUCUGGGAGGGAGAAGGCCCUGGUUCGGAGCACCUCCAGCCGUAUGCUGUGUGUCUGGUUGAACCUUUACCCAAGGCAGACUCCAGCCUCAGCCCAGAGCAGCUGUCACAGAAGUGUCAGAGAGAAGCACAAUUAAUCAGUCAGCUGCUUCCUCUGCUGCACGGCAACGCCAACAGCAGCAAAGUGAUCAUCAGCGAGUAUCAGGAGUUCUGUCGUCGCCAGACAUCAUCAUCAUCAUCAUUAUCGUCACCACCUGAACUGUCCAGCCCUCAGAACCCAGCAGAAAACAUUCCCACUAGAAUACAGCUGAGGCGUCUAAUCAAGAACAACGCUGUUUAUGAGAAGCGCUCGACCUACAGACGUUGCUGCUGGUAUGUACACACAGACGUCCUGUCCCGUCUUGGCAAGGAGGCUCUCCCCGUGCCCUGCCAGUGGACCUACCUCACCACAGGAGCUCGGGAAGAGUCCCGCGAAGAAGCGCAGGCAGCCACGGGCUCUCAGGGAAACUCCCCCACUACACCUCAGACAUCCUCCACCACGUCUUCAUCCUCCAACAAAAGGAAGAGCACAGGGAGCAUGUCCAUCACCAAGUUCAUGAAGAGAUGUACUGAUCCUGGACAGACGGAAGCAACGGAGGCAGACGGUUUUCAGGCUGACAAUGAGGAUGAGGAUGAGGAAGACUGUGUCCUCAUCUCCACACAGAGUGGCCCGACCAGAGAGAACUCCUCCAGCAAAGCAGACGUCCUGAUGGAAGUCGCCCCCUCCGACACCGCUGCUCUCCCCGUGGCCAGUGCUGCUCCUACACUCGCCACUGCCUGAGGACCAGGUAGAUGGUCUCCCCCAACCAAGCUACUCCAGUUUCUUCACAAGUCUUCUCCUUCCUGGUUCUGAACUCUGGUGCUUCAUCUUUGAGCAAGGUGACGCUCAACACCCUGGUACAGGCAACUCGCAGCUCAGUAUUGUGAGUUCCCCCUCGCCUGAUAUUUUUUUAAGGAGUCAGGAGCCAUUUUGCCAGUAAAUGUAAUUGUGCAUAAAAUCGGACUUCAUUAUUCAGGGCAGGUUUUUCCAGUGUCAAUUUUCUAUGGGUCUGAUUUUUGCAUUGAAUUUCCAUUCAGGCAUGUUUGGGUCUCUUUAAAGUGGGAGCGGACCGUCCCUCUGGCACUGCUUUAGCCACAGCAGAUUGGGUUGAACAGAGAAAGAGCAGAAUGGAAAGCCCCAAUUUUCUCGAGAAAAAGCACCCAAGACAUUAAGAACAGCAUUAUUUACGUUUUUUGGCAUGUGGAAUUCAACAUACGGAUUUUGUUUAUGCUCUAAAUGUAUAUAGUUUACCAGAAAUUAGUUGGGAAAUGAGAUGCCGAAAGUCCAUCUCUACCUUUCCCUUGAUUUCAGUGGGUGCAUUCAUUCUGCAAGUUCUGAUUCUGACAACUCACUGGUGUAGUUGCUAGAUCUGUACUUGUACAGUUAGGUCCAGUGUCACAAUGUUUUAUAAAUAUGUAUUUUCUGUAUUUUCAAGAAUACUUGAACAGGAUAAAUUCAUUAAACAUGAAUAAAAGUACUGCACUUUUA
This is a messenger RNA of Scophthalmus maximus (turbot), 3735 nucleotides long. RefSeq names its product chromatin assembly factor 1, subunit A (p150) (gene chaf1a). Gene Ontology annotation, cellular component: CAF-1 complex; nucleus. Gene Ontology annotation, biological process: nucleosome assembly. The transcript has 16 exons. The coding region runs from base 286 to 2988 and encodes 900 amino acids. Lineage: Eukaryota; Metazoa; Chordata; Actinopteri; Pleuronectiformes; Scophthalmidae. The record is from RefSeq and is a predicted model, not a curated record.